CACUUAAAAUACCCAGGAAGUGUGAGUGUCCAUGUUUGCUCAUGUGUUUCCUGCGAAAAUAAACAAAAUCGAUCGGGAUAUUUAUUUGAUAAACCAGUACAGGACUCAUCUUCCAGAAAAGACACAACAAACGAUGAUAAAUGGACCUCUUGCCUACCAUGUCCUGACACUGGAUUUUUACAACCUCGUCGAUCAUUUCUGCAUCAAUUUGAAUAUAAAUACAAUGAGUUUCUUCCAUUUAGGAUUUCUUCUACAUUAUGUUGGUUUCAUCGGAGACUGAGAACGUUUGACGUCCAUCACAUCAGGUUUGAUUUUCAAAUUGUCGAUAAAGAUGUCCAAACUUGAGCGUCUGAACUUCCGCGUGGAGAAGCUGCUGUCUAAAGCUGUGCAGGAGGUUCUGAAGGUGGUAAAUGAGACUGUGUCAGAGUACCAGGAGAAAACUGCCAGAACACAGAGAGAGAACCAGAGUCUGAAGAGGAGACUGCAGGAGCUGCAGGAGAGCACACGACUGGAAAGCAAUGGAAUUGCGGCACAAACGUCCCUUGCAGCCCCGCAGCCUGAUGCUGAGAUUAGUCUCAUGGAACAGGGACAAAACGAAGAUCAGGAAGAGGUGAUUAAACUCAUCUCCUUUGACAAGGACAGUGCAGCAAUGUGUCCCUCAUAUUCAUUCAAAGACUUUGACUCUGAAGCAUCCACAAAAUCAUUACCCAACUCCUGUCUCUCCCCUUGUGCUAUAACCAGCUCACAUUUUAAAGGUGAUGACUUGUCUGAACCAAAAACUCUAAAAACGGAGAUCAAAGAUGGACUUUCAGCAUCAAUUUCAAACCAUAUGGUCUGUACCACUGCGGUUAUAAACUCUGAAAAAGAUCAUACAAUAAAAGAAGAGGCUACAUUGGAAGAAUGCACCGUGGACAACAAAAGUGAUUCAUAUGCUGAGGAUGCAAGAACGGCAACAUCCUUAUACGCGCUACAAGCCAAUUCAGGACUCUCUAAUGACACAAGGCUUGUCUUUAGUCUGAACCAAAAUGGAAUAGACGAGCCACUAACUCAAGGAUACAAAGACAUGGACAGUGAAACAGCAGAAAAACAAUACGCCGCCCAGAAGAACACAAAAGCUGAAGGUCCAGGCUUAAGAAUUUUCCAAAGAAAUGUGAGAAAACACUACAGCUGUGUGCUGUGUGGCCGCACCUUCAGGCAUGCUGGCGACUAUAAGAAACACAGUCGGGUGCACACUGGGGAGAAGCCGUACUGCUGUUCAGUGUGCGGGAAGAGAUUCAGUCAGUCAGGCUACCUGAAAGUUCACCUGCGCUACCACACAGGGGAGAAACCAUUCAAGUGCAGCCACUGUGGUAAAAGCUUCAGUCACUCGAGUAACAUGAAGAAACACCAGCAGACUCAUCUGUGAGCCUUCCAUGUGUACAGUUGUUGUUUUUUAUUGAUUCAUAGCUAUGUUAUAGACACAGCGCUGCCUGUUCUCAUGCAGAUAGAAAUAACCCAGACAGUUUCAUGUCAAAUAAGUCGUACCUUUAGCUUUUAAGUAUCAAGCACAGUCUAGUAUUUCAAACAUUCCUGCUGUGCUGCCAUUGUCUGAUCUUGACUUUCUUUGCGCAUACUUUUUUUGUGUCCUUUUUCUUUUUUUUUUGGUUAAGGUUCCACAUUCAUUUUCAAACCAAAUGAAUCUUUUUGGUGCUUCUUUAUUGUCAAGUUUUCUCUAUCAACAAGUUUCCUUUACAAUGAUUCGACAUAAUCUAAAUCCUUAAAAACGACACCAGACGUUGCUGACUUCAAAACACUUUAGAGCGUCGAGUAACUUGAAGAGUUCAGUAUGAUCAGUGUGUGUAAAAGUAUUGAAAUGAUUGUCUUAUUGUGAUCAGUCUAAAGGUGUGUUUUUCAGUAAUAAAUAAUAAGGCAUGCCACGUGAAAGUACAUAGUAAAUCCAGCCUUUAGAGAUAUCAGCAUAAGUAGAGAAGAAAACUAUCAAUAGCUGAUCUCUGACACUUAACGAGGCUGUGAAUGUAUGUAGAAAAAUAGCUACAAAAAAUAUAGGUCCAUGGAAAAAGUGUAAGCGUUUAAAGAUGCCCAAGUUUGACAUGACGUGCUCUCACGAGGCCAGAUGAGUCUGUUAUGCUUGAAGCAAAUGAAUCAAGUUGCAGCGUAAGAAUGAGAGACAUAGUUAAAGCCCUAAAAAAAAAAAAAAAUAGUUUUAUUUUCAAAGCAGCUCCUUGUGGCUAAUAUUGACACAAAGAACUACAUUAUAAAAUGAAAGAAGCCUUAUUACACCAUUUGUGGACAGGACACAGUCAAUGAUCUAUUGUUAGAAGACAUUUACAGAACAUGAUGUCAUCCAAUAUGUCAACAGCACAAACUCCAAACCAAAAUUGGGAUUCAAUACUUUAUUAUAUGUAACACAUAAUGCAAUAGGAGUAUCUGUGCAUCUGUCUUUUCUGUUUUAGAGUCAUAUGUACUGAACUGGAUUACUCAGCAUUAAAUGUUUUACUGUUA
Messenger RNA from Labrus mixtus (cuckoo wrasse), 2502 nucleotides. Its product is annotated as zinc finger and SCAN domain-containing protein 29-like. Gene Ontology annotation, molecular function: RNA polymerase II cis-regulatory region sequence-specific DNA binding; DNA-binding transcription factor activity, RNA polymerase II-specific. Gene Ontology annotation, biological process: regulation of transcription by RNA polymerase II. The record is from RefSeq and is a predicted model, not a curated record. Bases 332 to 1405 code for a protein of 357 amino acids. Lineage: Eukaryota; Metazoa; Chordata; Actinopteri; Labriformes; Labridae. The transcript is spliced from 3 exons.